AUGGCCGACAUCCUCGUGCCGCAGACUCCGCCUCGCAAGGUGAUGAAACCGAGAAGGGCGGCGGACUUGACAGGUCUUUGGGAGGCCUGGGAGGAGAACCGUCAGCUACGCAAACAGAGCCGGAAGAAGGGAAGCUUGCUGGAAUGGGAACACCCCUCCAAGGUUGGGCUCAUAAACCGGAGGUCUCUGAUGCUGAACUGGAAGGUGAUCUUGCCUUUGCUUGAAAUCUACUGCCCAAAGAAUGAGCCCAAGACCGUGCCCGUGCAAAGCCUGAAGCAGCACGUCAGGCGGUUCUUCGAAGAGAUCGAGGUCACUCCCAAGAACGGUUUGUGCCACUGCACCAGCCACAGCUUGAAAAUGUUCGUGAGCUACAUUAUUCGGCGACAUGACGGAUCUGUGAGAAAGGAUCACCGCCUCAAGGCCAUCUUCGACGAGGUGGCCAAGAGCUGGCCGCCGAAGGCCCGCAGCCGCAGGACCUUGGUUGAGGAAGCCGAGAAUCCAGAUGAUGAUGAGUGUGAGAAGGAAGGCCAGGAGGAGGAAGAGGAAGAGGAGCUACAGUUGACCGAGGAUGAGGUUGAGGAAGAUUCUCAAGCAGCUGAGGUUGAUGACUACCUAGCCGAGGCCAUGGGCCUUGUUCCGGGAAGCCCGCAACCACCUUCGGCCUAUGUGGGUACGGUGGCCUAUGAGCUGAGCAAUGAAGGGGAGCCGGUGCCUUAUCGGCCAGCUUUGCUUGAUGGCAAUGAAGGCGAGGCUGGUGCAGGCACAGAUCUGGUGAAACGGUUGGCUGAGCUGGAGCAUCUUGCUUCAAAUGAAGGGUGCUCGUUCGAACACAUCAAUAAUGAAAGCACUGGUGUUGUAUCUCAAGCUGAGCAGCCGAGGCAGCAAAUCGCCCAUCGAAGAGCAGCUUUGUCUGGCCAGAUGGCAAUCCAACGGUGGCACAGCACCUCAGUUCAAUCUUGUUCCAGCCCCCAAAACCGGCGACCCCCGAAGUCCUUAAACUCUUUGAGGCCUCACGGCCUGAAAACCCGAAACCCAAAAGCCCCGAAACCUUAA
Messenger RNA from Symbiodinium sp. CCMP2592, 1053 nucleotides. The record is from the annotation of a GenBank genome assembly. Lineage: Eukaryota; Dinophyceae; Suessiales; Symbiodiniaceae.